Molecule: messenger RNA, 1321 nt
Organism: Trichoderma atroviride IMI 206040
Lineage: Eukaryota; Fungi; Ascomycota; Sordariomycetes; Hypocreales; Hypocreaceae
Cellular component (GO): membrane
Source: RefSeq, a predicted model, not a curated record
AUGGCGAACAACAGCACAGAAGCCAAGGGAUACGCUCCGUUCGACUUGUACCCCUACAACCCAUCUCAAGGCCCGGCAUUCGCCUUCUUAGGCUUUUUUGGAGUCGUUUGUCUUCUUCACUUGGUGGCCAUGAUUCCAUAUCGCUCGUUUUUCCCCUUGCCCCUCGUUAUCGGCUGUGGUAUGGAAGCCGGCGCCUACUGGUUUCGAUCACAAUCCCACAACGACGUACGAAAGACUUUACCCUUCCUACUCCAGAAUUUACUACUCUUGUCGACGCCGCCAUUCCUGGCGGCCAGCAUUUACAUGUCCCCUCGCCGCAUUGCACGAGUCCUGGAAGCAGAGCACCUAACACUACAUCCUCGUGUAUUGACGAAGAUGUUCGUUCUCGUCGACAUCAUCUGCUUCGUGACACAGUUUGCCGGAUCCAUUAUAUCCGGCAGCGAAAAUGCCGAUGAGGCAAGUCACGGGAGGAUCAUCAUCUUGGCAGGCUUGGCCCUUCAGAUCGCCGCUUUUGGCUUCUUUGCGGUUUGGACCUAUUGCUUCCAAAAGCGUCUGGCAUCUGCGUCAUUUCCGUACCCGCUGGUUAGUGAACUCCCGUGGCAGCGCUACCUCUAUGGUCUCUAUGCCAUCAGUGUUCUUUUCAUCGUUCGCAAUAUCACUCGCAUGAUUGAGUUUCAACAGGGUUCCAACGGCGAGAUUCUCGCGCACGAGGCGUAUCUCUACGUGCUCGAUAGCUCCGUCAUGCUGUCCAUUGUCACAAUCUUCUUGAUCUUGCAUCCUGGUAGAUUGAGGUGGAUGGCCCGACGCUUGGGGAAAUCGUUGGACCUAGGACGAGAACAUAUACCGCUAGCAUGAUUCAUUACGCGCUUGGAUGCUGUAUAACUCGGGAGUUGCUUGCUACAGGCAAUUAUAUGUUCGUGGUGCAGCAUUGCUCGCUUUUUACGUCGACUUCGGCGAACCAUCGAUGGAAGAUGUAUAUAUACUGAGAAUCGAAGGGUUGUUUUUACAUGUUAGUCAUUUGUUCCGUCUUCAGGAGAGGUUCGCAGGAGAUCAACAUAUUGGGAAGGAGAGCUGGUGGGUGAUAGCCAGGCGCUUACCACCGGCUUCUCUGUACAUCAAUGGAAGCCUCUAUUAGCUGCCAUGAAUACGGAUAUCCUGCAAUGUAAUAAUGUACGAUGCCUUUUGCUGUAAUAUUAUAUAAUGUUUUCCCCUCUCAUGUUGUAGCCUUGCAUGUGUUUUAUUUUGUGACGAGUAAAGCCAAAUAGCUACUAAACAGGCGUGAAUAGCAAGUCAAGAGAAGAUAACGUAGGAUUUCUAUUUA